AUGGCUCAGAUAGAAUUGCCUAGGGGGUGGAAAGUCCCGAAAUUUAUCAAGUUCGCUGGGGAUACUAAAGAGUCCACCGUCGAACACGUGGCCAGGUACCAGACCGAUGAUGGUGACAUAGUGAACAAUGAGGAUUUGAAGUUAAAAUACUUCCCAAGUUCUCUUACGAAGAAUGCGUUUACAUGGUUUACAAUGCUACCUCCAAAGUCGAUCCAAACAUGGACACGGUUGGAGAUAUUGUUCCAUGAACAAUUUAACAUGGGGCAGUCGAAGAUUAGCCUCAAAGAACUAGCUAGCGUUAAGCGAAAGGUUGCUGAGUCAGUUGAUCAGUACCUAAACAAGUUUAGACUGUUGAAAGCGCGAUGCUUUACUCAAGUCCCUCAACACAAAUUAGUCAAGAUGGUGGUUGGGGGGUUAGAUUAUUCUAUAAGGAAAAAGCUGGAUACUCAGUAUCUUAGAGAUAUGGCCCAAUUGGCCGACAUAGUUCGACGUAUCAAAUGCUUGAAAGCUGAGAAGUCCAAGGCGGGUCGAUAUCAUAAGAAGGAAAAAGUGUCAUAUAUCGCAGUCGAAGGGGUUUCUUCCGACGACGAAGAUAUAAUCGACAGAAGCGAGGUUAACGUGGCAGAACUUAAGCUCGGACCUCCAUAUGCAUCUAAGGUUUUAAAACCCUCAAAUGGGAAAAAUCCUGUCGAUCCAGAAAAAAUAGAGAAAUACGUAGCUAAGACCUAUACUUUCGAAGUAUCUAAGUGCGACGAAAUCUUUGAUCUAUUGGUAAAAGACGGUCAGAUUAUCGUUUCUCAUGGUUUAAAAGACCCUCCCCUAUAA
Lathyrus oleraceus (garden pea) is the source of this 825-nucleotide messenger RNA. RefSeq lists its product as uncharacterized. NCBI's taxonomy places the organism in Eukaryota, Viridiplantae, Streptophyta, Magnoliopsida, Fabales, Fabaceae. The coding region runs from base 1 to 825 and encodes 274 amino acids. The transcript has 2 exons. The record is from RefSeq and is a predicted model, not a curated record.